UCUUCGCUUUCUCAAUCGUGUAUAAUGUUUAUCGUGUUACGAUCUAUGACAGUGCAACUUCUUUCUGUGUAAAUGUACAAAUAUGUUUGUAUUGAAUUUCAAACUUGGGCAAGUGUAACUGUCGUAUUUGAACAAAGAGUCAAGGUGAUACUUUUGCUCUUGCCAAUCACUGUUUACAUUGAUUUUGAAGAUCUGUUAAUCAUAUUGAACAAAGUGUCAAAAGUUGUGUUGUAUUCCAAUGGUUUCUUUUCCCUUUUCGUCUCUGAUGGAAUGUAAAAUUCAAUUUAAUGAUAAUGUCAGUUCCAACAAUGAAUCAAAAAAUGGAAAAGAUCCUCCUCAGUCAAAUCAUGAAGAAACAACACAAACAUCUACAUUAUCUGGAUUAUCAGACCUGCAAAUGCAAAGUACAGAUGUUGGGGAAAUAACUGAAAUGCCAGAUUUUGAGAUGCUUAGUACAUCAGCAGUACUUCAUUACUGCAAACAUAAAAUAUUAAGGCCGUAUCUGAGAUUAUUAGGAGUAAUGGGUUUGAGACCUAUGAGCACCGAUGAUUCUGAUCGUCAUCCUUGUUAUUGUAUUCUCAUCAAUUUUCAUACAUUUCAAGUUACAAUAUUUAUGUGUAUUGGGUAUAUUUUACAAUACAUGGCAUGCUUCAGAAGGGACAGGGGAUUUUGCUAUAAGAUAACACCAUUGGAAUUUCAAAUUAUGCCAAAUAUAAGUGAGAAUCACAUGCAUGAAAUGACAUGCUUUGGAAAUAUUGUAUUUAGCUACUUCGUGCCUAGUGUAUUGCAUUUAGUAGCAUAUUUAUACACUGUGUAUUUGUUCCGUAUUAAAGAAAAUGAGCAGUUACAAAAUUUAAUGGAGAGAGCAUUUCUUCUCUCAUCCAAUCCUGUAAAUCGUGGAAAUCAAAGAAAACUUGUACAAAUACUAUGGUUAUUCAUAGCAUUGAGUGUUGUAUGGAUAAUUAUGGCAUUAGUUACAGUAAAUAUUUUAAUGGCUCGAGGCAACAUCAUGUUUCAAUGGUUAGAACACAGUCCAUAUCACAUAAAAAUAACAUUGAAAGUGUUUUUAAUCAUAUGCACAUUAUGGCACGAUAUGGUUCAAGGAACAAUUAUAACCAGUUACUGCUUGCAAGGUCAACUUUUAUUGGCACAUCUGUGCUUUCUUCGUGGGAAAUUACUACAUCAUACUUUACCUGUCAUCGACUGGAUGAGGGAAAUUUGUGAAUUCAAAAAACUAUUGAAAUAUUUUAAUGAUGAACUGGGUCCGGCCGUAUGCAUCUAUACAAUUAUAAAUUUGUCAUGGGCUAUCACUGGAACGCUUUGGUUGCUUCAAUACGAUAAUAGCGACGGACUAAGUAAUCAUGUCACUUGGGUCGAAAUAGUAAACGUCAUUUUGUGGAUUUUAAUAUCGGUAGCCCCGUUUAUUCAGGCAGCACGUUUGACUACUGCUUGUUCCAUGAUUCAAAGUAUCGGACACGAAGUGCGCAUCCGACCAUUUGUUUAUCAAUGCACGCCGGGCGAGGAUCUUGAUACUAUACUUCUGUACACAUCGUCACUGAAAAUGUGCGCCAGACUAUUUAGAGUACCGAUUACGGGAAGAUAUCUUUGUCUACUACUUACUAUCAGCAGCAUCUUGAUCCUCACGUUAGGACAAUGUCACUUUCUGUGAUUUUUGUAUUACGUUAAAUUCAGUUACACAAAACUGUCUCUGUUGUGUACCCUUCAUUUUACAUGUGUAAUUAGUCGACUUUUAUUGUAUAAUAAUAUUUACGUUCUAUUUCAUUCUCGGUUCACCCACAACUUAUUCAAGUUGUCUGUUAUUCGAGAAAAAUAUAUAGCAAUGAAUCUAGUGCUAUAUGUACUUAUAUACAUCAAGUUUUCACGAAACUGUAAUUGUAAGGAAGUAACCUUAUAAUAAAUGGAUAUUAUUUAUUGUUCUUGUUGUUGCAUUUAUUUUAUAAAACUACACCAAAUCCUUUCUGAUUUUGAAGAAAUCUAUUAAACAAAUAAAUGAUGCGCAUUAAUUAUCCUUUGUUUGUUCCUUAGUUUGUUCUUUAUUCAACGAUAGUAAAACUUUAAAAAUUAUAAAUCUUAUAUCCCUAUAUCUGAAUGUGUAUCAUUCUAUAAUACUAUUUGCAAUAAUGUUACUAAAAGCUGCUUAGAUUAUUCGUAUUCACGCAUAGUUGGUAGUUAAUUAAAUUUGUAAUUUUCGGUAACAAUUCCUUUGAAAGGACUGGAAUUAAAAUAUUUUACAAAGUAAAUAUAACCGUACAAAAGAAAAACAUGUAAUACUUAUUAAAAUUUUUUUAAUAAGGAUCUAAUUUGUUCUGGAAAUAAAUUGAUGAGCGGGUAAAAAAUAUUGUUAUUUUUGAAAAUGUAGAUAUUUGUUUUUCACAAAGUUUUGUUUUAACAACAAAAAGGCAUAAUACAUAGUAAAGCUUUAUGUAUUCAUGACUUCCGAAAUUAGCGUAUGUAUGAGUGCAUGUGUAUGUCAUUAAUGCACUAUUAUUUUAAUUCUCAACAGAUAUUUUGAGUAAUCAGCAAUUAUACAAUUAUUUAUGAAUCUAGAUAUGUCAGAUAUAUGUAUGCAAUAUGUAUAUUGUUAAUUUUGCACUCGAUACGUGUAGCUGAAUACGAUAACUGUCAUAAGUUAUUAUUCCUGUUUCCGUAUCUUAUAAAAAACCUUCGGGACAAGAGAUUUUGGUGAUACUCGCAGAGAUAAUAUUAUAUAAAAUUAUGGAUUUACUGGGAUCUAUUUUGAAUUCAAUGGACAAACCUCCAACGAUCAGUGAUAAGCAAAAGGCAGCAAUAAAAA
Hylaeus anthracinus is the source of this 2815-nucleotide messenger RNA. RefSeq lists its product as uncharacterized. Lineage: Eukaryota; Metazoa; Arthropoda; Insecta; Hymenoptera; Colletidae. The record is from RefSeq and is a predicted model, not a curated record. Bases 239 to 1669 code for a protein of 476 amino acids. The transcript has 7 exons.